Molecule: messenger RNA, 2021 nt
Organism: Drosophila novamexicana
Lineage: Eukaryota; Metazoa; Arthropoda; Insecta; Diptera; Drosophilidae
Product: serendipity locus protein delta
Exons: 1
Coding region: 161-1393 (410 amino acids)
Cellular component (GO): nucleus
Source: RefSeq, a predicted model, not a curated record
UAUCUGAAAAGGUUGAUUAUUAAAGUUAAGAAAUCUCUAAAAGUGUACGCACUCGCGUAUAUAUUAUCAUAUCGGUCCAUCCCUAAAAUACUUACAUCCCUAAAACCAAACGGCGUUUUUUUUUGUAAACAUUUGCCAAAAAGGGUAACAAUUAGACACUAUGAAUACGUGCUUCUUUUGCGGUGCCGUUGACAUACACGGCACUGCAAACUAUGAAUUGCUCACAGCUAAGGUGCCAUCGUCACACAAAUCGGUGUCCUUAGUGCUAACACAUCUCGCCAACUGUAUGAAAACCGAAGUUAAAUUGAGUCCAAAUACAAAACUCUGCCCGCGAUGUUUCAACGAGCUGGCGGAAUACGAUACCAUAAUGGUAAAUCUAAUGGUUACCCAAAAGAAAUUGACAACUCAAUUGAAAGCGGCACUCAAAUCGGAGUUCGAAGACGAGGGGCUGGUUGAGGAACUGGAUAAGGCGGCACAGGAAGAUGCUGAAGCGGAAGCUUUGUUCGAGGAGCUAGUCAAAGAGGAGGAUGAUAUGGAUAUGGACAUUAAAGAGGAGUACGAUGACGAUGAUGAUGAGGAAUUUCUUUGCGAAGUUAAAUCAGAUGCUUUGUCCGUUAAGAUGGAGGAUGAGGCCGACGAUCAAGGCAAAUUCAUUCCAAAACGAGUUAAACAGGAAUGCAGCACCUGUGGCAAGAUCUUCAAUGCUCGCUAUCAAUUGCAAAAGCACAUCAGCGAGGAGCACAACAAGACCCAGGCACACGUUUGUCCCAUCUGCGGCAUUAUACGACGCGACGAGGAGUAUCUUGAAUUGCACAUGAAUGUCCACGAGGGUAAAACUGAGAAACAGUGCCGUUACUGCCCCAAGAGCUUCUCACGGCCUGUCAACACGCUGCGGCACAUGCGCAUGCACUGGGACAAGAAGAAAUAUCAAUGCGAAAAGUGCGGCCUGCGCUUCUCCCAGGACAAUCUCUUGUACAACCACCGUUUGCGGCACGAGGCCGAAGAGAAUCCUAUUAUAUGCAGCAUUUGCAAUGUCUCGUUCAAGUCGCGCAAAACCUUCAAUCAUCAUACACUCAUCCACAAGGAGAACAGGCCCCGCCAUUACUGCACCGUCUGUCCCAAAUCAUUUACAGAGCGUUAUACACUCAAAAUGCAUAUGAAAACCCAUGAUGGGGACGUUGUCUAUGGCGUUAGGGAGGAGGUGCCAGUGGAUGAUCAGGUGGUCGAGGAGCUACAGGUUGAUGUGGAUGAAUCCGAGCAGGCCGUAACAGUUAUUAUGUCCGACAAUGAUGACAAUGCCGCCAGCUUUUGUUUGAUUUGCAGCACGAAUUUUGAGAACAAGAAGGAACUAGAGCAUCAUUUACAAUUUGAUCAUGAUGUCGUAUUAAAGUAAAUAGCAUUUAAAACUCCCUAAUAUAAUAUACACACCUUUCGAUUGGAAAUCUAAGUAAAAAAAAAAACUGAAGCAUAUAGUGUGCAAAAACUUAGUUUUUUUUUAGACUUGAAUAAAUUAUUCACACUACUAGCAUGAGUCUUUUUUCUAUGAAACGCUUCUUUGUAUAGAUAUAACAUAUUUCAAAUAAAGUUUGACGAAAGAACAUGUGUUUUAAAACAACAACAACUUCGUGAGGGGAAAUCAAUCGAAUUUGCGCGCAAUUUUUUAUUUCAAAUGUGAUAGCCGACAAUAGCAGCAGCUUUCACGAGACUUUCAUAUGAAAAUAUAGGACGAGACGGGGUUUACGAACUGAACCAAGGGGCGGAACGUUGGAACGGAACGUUAACCAAAAUUAAUACACACUUGAGCAGGUGAAUUAUAACGGGACCUAUUCUGCCAAAUAUUAUGUCGACCAGUGUUGGCAAAGCUAAAAAAGCCAAAUCAGUUUAAAAUAUCUGUUACAGGCUAAAGACUUCUGAAAAUAUCCAUACUUAGCUAUAAAAUAGCUGAAUUUCCAACACUAAAAUUAACACUGAUGUGGAGUUGGUCGGCUCAUAGAAAAGAAUUUUUCUAAUUUAUCUUAGCC